Austrofundulus limnaeus is the source of this 346-nucleotide messenger RNA. Its product is annotated as leucine-rich repeat-containing G-protein coupled receptor 5. The record is from RefSeq and is a predicted model, not a curated record. Gene Ontology annotation, cellular component: plasma membrane. Gene Ontology annotation, molecular function: protein binding. NCBI's taxonomy places the organism in Eukaryota, Metazoa, Chordata, Actinopteri, Cyprinodontiformes, Rivulidae.
UGAUCUGCACCAUAACGAGAUAGAGGAACUGAAGGAGAACACCUUUACUGGUCUGAUGUCGCUGCGCUCGCUAGAUCUGUCCUUCAACCAGCUGAUCUCUGUGAAGCCCAACUCUUUCUCUCUCCUGCCGGCUCUUUACAAACUAGACCUGUCGUCCAAUCAGCUGUCCUCUCUGCCUCUGACCGGCCUGCAGAGUUUAACUCACAUCCGAUUGGCCGGAAACGAUCAGCUGAUGGAUUUGAUUCGUCGGGACGACCUGCCGCGGGUCAGGGUGAUGGAGCUUCCUUAUGCCUUCCAGUGCUGUGCCUUCAUCUCCUGUGAGAGGAGAGGAGGAGGAGGAGGAGGA